UAACCACUCUCUUUUUACAAGCACCGUAGUAAAACCCUUGUUUUGUUGUGUCAUGUAAAAAGGGAGAGACACUUUGAAGAAGAAGAAAGAAGAAAGCUUUGAACACAAAAACGCAGCGUUUUAAGGGGAAAAGAGUUGAUUCUGGCUUUCCCAACAAUGGAAGCUUUCAGUCUCCUUAACUACUGGAAAAGCAGUGGUGGUCACGGUGGUGUUACUUUCCUCCCUCCUUCCUCCGAUUCUUCCUCUUCUUCUUGCCGUUACUCCGCCGCCGAUUCCACCGCAACCACCACCAUUGUCACCACCUCCGUCACAGAAACUGAGGAUGAAGAACCCGAUGACGACAACGACAACGAUGAAGGUCCCUUCUUCGACCUUGAGUUCGCUCUUCCAGCUGAAGAAUACGAAGAAGACGACGACGGAGGAAGAGAAGGAGACUCCGUUUCCGAUUGUACGGACGGCGGUUGCGAGUUCAAAUUCACUCUUUCGUCUUGCUCCGGCGGAGAAGAUCGAGCAGAUCCAAACUCCCUCGACGAUGUUUUCGAAGAGGUCGAACCACCGUCUUCUUCAGAGCAGCAGACCUGUUCCGUCAAAGCUCCUGCGGCGCAGUUAUCGGCGUCGAUUUUGAAAUCCGCCACUAAGCUUCGCGUGUUCAUGCUCGGAAUGAAGAAACCGAAGCUCAUCCAAACGAAACCGGAACCUAACUUCGGAUCUGAAGACAUCGUCGACAAACAAAAUCCUCCUCUUCCUCCGCCGCCGUCGUCGUCUCACUCGCCGGAAUCGCAACAGAAAAGUAGUACGGUGACAGUUAAUUUAAAAGUCGAAGACGUUCCGAUAGUUUCUUUAUUCGCAAGAGAGAACAGUUCCAAGAACUCAUCUUCUUCGUCGUCUUCUUCAUCCUCAUCGUCUUCCUCGUUAAAGAAGCAAAACGGCAACGAGUCUGUCGUUUCAGAUGAGAAACGCUUUAUGAUGAUGCAGAAGUACUUAAAGAAGGUGAAGCCGCUUUACAUCAGAGUCUCGCGUCGUUACGGCGAGAAACUACGACACUCCGAUCCACUAACAGCUCCGUCGUCGUCGGCGAGAUCCACGGCGGAGAAAUCGGAAUCUCCUACGAAGAAGACGAGUAAAACGGGGAACAACAUCAACAUAAACAUCCCAGCAGGGCUUAAAGUAGUGAGGAAACACUUGGGAAAAAGCAGAUCGUCGUCGUCGACGGCGAGUACACCGUCGUCUACGGCUGCGGCGAGUGUAACGACUCAGCAGUCUGAGUCAAGAAGACGCGACGACUCGCUUCUUCAACAACAAGAUAGUAUCCAAAGCGCUAUUUUACACUGCAAAAGAUCUUUCAAUUCCUCUAGAGAUAAGGAUCCGUCGGUGUUACCAAGAUCGGUGAGUGAACCUUCCUCUUACGAGAAAUGAGACAAGAAAAAAUAUCGUAAUCUUUGGUUUUAGUUUCAAGAGAAUCAAUCUCAACGGUUUUGAUUUUCUCGCAUUAACAACUUAUAUGAUAAGUUAUUGUAAAUAUUUUGUCUUGUUUAGCUUAUUUUGGUCAGAAUUGUAGGCAUUACCAAGUGUCGUGGGUUUUAGAUGUUGGUCAUGUAGUUUUGAUGAUGACUAUUGAAACUUUGGAACAUAAAAAGGGUUAAUUAAGAAGAAAGAUGUAGGAUUCUUUUUUUUUUUUUUUUUCAUUUUUAUGUUAAGACACAACAACUCGCACACCAAAAACAUACUACUAUAUAUGUUAUGAAAUUGAUUAUUGAAGUAUACAAUGUAUCUUAAAGAUUAUAAAUUUGAAAUUAUUGAAAAAUAUGAAGCAAAUAAAAAGCAGUUUUUAAAAGAGGGGAAAAGAUGCUAAAUAUGUCAUUACCUUUGAGUUGAUCCCAUUUUAUAGUAUUAGUUUAUUGUUGUUGUUGUGUGAGUGGUAUAUUUGGUUAUUUGGAAUGACGGAAAGAUAAGUAAUGUGGGGCUAUAUUGGUAAGUGAGAGACGGUGAAAGUUGAGACAGAAACAGUGAAAA
Messenger RNA from Camelina sativa (false flax), 2013 nucleotides. RefSeq names its product putative membrane-associated kinase regulator 2. The record is from RefSeq and is a predicted model, not a curated record. NCBI's taxonomy places the organism in Eukaryota, Viridiplantae, Streptophyta, Magnoliopsida, Brassicales, Brassicaceae. Gene Ontology annotation, cellular component: plasma membrane.